GCUCGUCCCGGCAUGCUGGACCUGAAGGGGAAGGCCAAGUGGGACGCCUGGAACGCCAAGAAGGGCACCGCUCAGGAGGACGCCAAGAAGGCCUACAUCGCCAAGGCCAAGGAGCUUGCCGACAAGUACGGCAUGAAGUGAGCGCGCUGCGCUUUGUUUUUGUAUCCUCCUAAAUUAAAUGUUAUUGUUUUUAA
This is a messenger RNA of Frankliniella occidentalis (western flower thrips), 194 nucleotides long. RefSeq names its product acyl-CoA-binding protein-like. Lineage: Eukaryota; Metazoa; Arthropoda; Insecta; Thysanoptera; Thripidae. The record is from RefSeq and is a predicted model, not a curated record. Gene Ontology annotation, molecular function: fatty-acyl-CoA binding. Gene Ontology annotation, biological process: fatty acid metabolic process.